AGUGAAAGUAAACAGGGCAAACGCUCUUUAAAAAAUAUUAAAAUAUUUUAAAAGCUUCCUGAUGCAACAAAGUUAUAUACAAUAUUAGAAUGUUUAAAGGAGUGGACACGAAAGUCGCAGGAGUGAAACACAUGUUGCGGGAGCAGGCGUCGAUGAUCUAGAUGAGAUUCAUAGAGCGUCUGCAGUCCAUCCGGGACAAAAUAUCAGCACGUGCAGAGCUGCUGACCAGACCACAGUGUUUCUCAAGCAGUCAGCCACUUUCCCGUGGGGAGAUGGAUAUUGAAAAGGCUCUUUUUCAAAGCAGUGACCUCUACAGCUUCCUCACUGCCCUUUACCAUAGAGAGGAAGAGUCACCAGUCAGCCAGCAGGGGGCUACAUUCACCAGCGCAAUGGACCAUUUCUAUAAAGACUUUCCUGAAGACUACAAAAACAUUUUUGCUGAUAUUUCAGAGGCUUAUCUGAAACAAAAAUUUCACUGACAUCCAGUGUAAAUCACCAAGCCUUAAAACAGACCAAAUCACAAACUCACAGUCCAUGAUUCCAGCCCAAACAAAGACUGGGAACCAAGCCCUUUGUCUGACACUGUCAACCAACCUCAGUCUCAAGAAAAAUGCGUUAUACCUA
Molecule: messenger RNA, 624 nt
Organism: Carassius auratus (goldfish)
Lineage: Eukaryota; Metazoa; Chordata; Actinopteri; Cypriniformes; Cyprinidae
Product: RNA-binding protein 41-like
Exons: 2
Coding region: 162-479 (105 amino acids)
Source: RefSeq, a predicted model, not a curated record